UCAUGAAUCUGUAUCAGAUCGGCCGAGGAAGCCACAAAAACUGUGCGGCCUAUGCUACUCUUCAACAGCUGCCGAAGAAGAGGAGCUUCACGGACUUGCCUACGUCCAUUCAUGGGUGGAAGAGCAAGUUCGUUUUUGUGUCCCUUGGUGAGAGUGGCACCGAGUUUCCCUCUCUCGGCCAUACCGGGAGGUUUAAUUUGCAUGACCCGCCGAAGAGCUCUAUCUUGGAUGCUCAGGUGGAGGCUUUCUUGGAAGGGGGGCCGAGGAGCGUGAAGGAUUACAUCACGGAAUACAAGAUGACCACCCUCAGCUUCUUGAGAUACCAUAUGUAUGGCGAUAAGGAGGAUGACAUCCAACUCUGGCCGAGGAUGACCACCACCUUCGAAGAGGCCGAUGGCCCGGACUUGGGCAUUCCUGCUGAGGCCGAUGAUUUUGUCAUGGACCGUCGCUCCAUCAUGGCUAUAGCAAAGGCCAAGGCGGCCGAGGAGUUGGCCGCAAAGGCGGCCGAGGCGGCCAGACGUGCCGCGGCCGAGGGAGGCGGGGCUACUGCUGGUGCGGCCCCAAAGCCUGCCCAAUCGAAGAAGAAGAGGCCGGCCACUGACGGCCAGAAAAAAUUAACUGAAGUCGGCCUGAACGUCGCCAAGAAGACGAAGAGGGCACCGUCUCCUUCCCCGGCUACCGAGGCCGGUACUCUG
Messenger RNA from Cuscuta europaea, 695 nucleotides. The record is from the annotation of a GenBank genome assembly. Lineage: Eukaryota; Viridiplantae; Streptophyta; Magnoliopsida; Solanales; Convolvulaceae.